Messenger RNA from Lathyrus sativus (Indian pea), 2481 nucleotides. NCBI's taxonomy places the organism in Eukaryota, Viridiplantae, Streptophyta, Magnoliopsida, Fabales, Fabaceae. The record is from the annotation of a GenBank genome assembly.
AUGGAAAAGGGGGAUUUUUCUGAGAUGCUGUUAAGGAUGAAAGUUUUGGCUGAUGAGGUUGUUAAAGCUAAGAAAUCUGAAAUUCAGGUAGAGGCUUUUUCUGAGUUUGGAAUGUUGGUUGAGAAAUUGCUACCAAUCUUGAAUGAAUUGAGUGAUAAAAGCACUGUUUUGGACAAGCCGUCGAUUCGAAAAUCGUUGGAAUCUCUCGAGAAUGAGUUGCGUCGUGCUAGAACUUUAACGAGAAGCUUGAAUUUGAGACAUCCGGUUAAGCAAAUCGAGGAUAUGACACAUGAUAUCGGCCGGUCGUUAGGUGUUUUGCUUGUUGCGAGUCUUGAAGUUUCUAUUGAUUUUAGAGAACAGAUUGGUAUAUUGCAAAGACAGAUGAUGAAUGCAAGAUUCGAUGGCGUUUCGAGUAUGACUUCGAGUCCAAAAUCGGAGUUUUUCGUGAGUGAAAUGAAGACGGUUGGGGAAAUAGAAGAGGAAAUAAUUGAUGUUUCUAUUGGUGAUGUGGUUUUGCAACUUAAGAAUGGCAAUGAUGAAGAAUUUGCAGUUUCGCUUCUGAGACUAAAGGAGUUUUUGAGAAAUGAGAAAUUGGACGGCGGUUUGAUUAACGAGGAAGCAACUAUUUCCAUUCUUUUCAAUCGUUUAAGUUCGUGUAAGGCGGAUAAUAGGCUCGCCAUAAUUCAGUUGCUUAGACAAAUUGCUUUCGGAAAUGACGAGAAAAAGGAGAAGAUGGUCGAGGUUGAGUUUUUAUCGGCAGUGGUGAAGUCUCUUACAAGGGAUUCAGAAGAGAGGAGGGAAGCAGUAGGGUUGUUGCUAGAUCUCUCUAACGUUCCAGCAGUUCGAAGGCGGAUCGGAAGAAUUCAAGGGUGUAUCGUUAUGUUGGUCGCCAUUCUUAACGGCGAUGACUCAGUUGCUUCACACGAUGCCGCAAAGUUGUUGGAUAUUUUGUCGAGUAAUAAUCAAAAUGCACUUCAUAUGGCUGAGGCCGGUUACUUUAGGCCGCUAGUUCAGUAUUUGAAGGAAGGCUCUGACAUGAACAAGAUCCUAAUGGCGACAGCACUUUCUAGGUUGGAACUUACCGAUAACAGCAAACUUACUCUCGGAGAAGAUGGAGCAAUCGAGCCUCUUGUCAAAAUGUUCGUCACAGGGAAACUUGAAUCCAAGUUAUCAUCUCUAAACGCGCUACAAAACCUGUCUAGCUUGACCGAAAACGUGCAACGUUUAAUUCAAUCAGGAAUUACGGGAUCUUUGCUACAACUUCUUUUCUCGGUAACGUCUGUGCUCAUGACACUAAGGGAGCCUGCAUCGGCCAUUCUUGCAAGAAUUGCUCAGUCGGAAUCUAUUCUCGUCAACGAAGAUGUUGCUCAACAGAUGCUUUCACUUUUGAAUCUUUCGAGCCCGAUAAUUCAAAGUCAUCUAUUAGAAGCUCUCAAUAGCAUGUCUUCUCAUCUCGGCGCAUCCAAAGUGAGAAGAAAAAUGAAAGAAAAAGGUGCACUUCAACUACUCUUACCCUUUCUUCAAGAAAGUAACACCAAAAUCAGGUGUAAGGUCUUGAAUUUGCUAUACACACUCUCUAAAGAUAUAACCGAUGAACUAACCGAAUAUCUCGACGAAACUCAUCUUUUAAACAUUGUUAGUAUUGUCUCAACGUCCACGUCGGAGAGUGAAAAAGCUGCUGCGGUUGGCAUCCUGAGUAAUCUUCCUGCUAGCGAUAAAAAGGUAACCGAUAUUCUAAAAAGGGCAAAUUUGCUACCGAUUUUGAUAUCAAUUUUGUAUUCUAGCAAUGCAAGUAAAUCACCAUCAACUAAUAGCUUAAUCGAGAGUGCUGCCGGUGUUAUAAACCGCUUCACGAAUUCAUCCGACAAGAAACUACAACUAGUUUCAGUACAACAUGGGAUAAUUCCUUUGCUCGUAAAACUGCUCUCGACAGGUUCACCGAUUACAAAAUCAAGGGCUGCAAACUCUUUAACUCAACUAUCACAAAACUCUCUUUCUCUUAGGAAAUCUAGAAAAUCAAGAUGGUUAUGUGUUCAACCUUCAACAAAUGCAUAUUGUGAAGUUCAUGAUGGAUAUUGCUUUGUGAACAGCACAUUUUGUUUAGUAAAAGCGGGCGCGGUUUCUCGGCUUAUCGAGAUAUUGGAAGAUAAAGAGAAGGAAGUAGUUGAAGCUUCUCUUGUUGCACUUUCAACUCUUUUGCAAGAUGAAAUUUGGGAAAAUGGUGUGAAUUUCAUUGCCAAAUUAUCUGGUGUGCAAGCAAUUAUAAAAAGUUUAGAAGUUGGUGAUGCAAAGGUUCAAGAAAAAGCAUUAUGGAUGUUGGAGAGAAUAUUUAAGAUUGAAGAACAUAGAGUGAAAUAUGGAGAAUCUGCUCAAGUGGUGCUUAUUGAUUUGGCACAAAAAAGUGAUUCUAGAUUGAAGUCCACAGUUGCAAAAGUAUUAGCUGAGCUAGAACUCUUGCAAGAUCAAUCAAGCUACUUUUGA